AGCUGAUUGGAGUCGCCUCCAGCGUGAGCUGGCACUGACACCUGCAGCACCUGGUGAAUGGCUGGAGACACACAGCAUCACUGCAGGCAGGGACGUCUCAGCAGACAGACGGGGACACAGCCCAUUUGCACGGCCUGCCGGGAUCAUGGCAUCGUGAGGGCUUCUGAAUAGAGACAUUUUGCUUUUUGUUUAUUUUUAUAGAAGCAAGAACUUCAGCCAUGUGGAAGAUGAAGCCUUGUGCCCUUUUAUUAUGCUGCCUGGGGUUUCUUCAGCCCACAGUGUCUUGUCGGACACUGUGUCAGGCUGCCAGAAACAGCAAGGAGGAGGGGUCUUCCAGGCCAAGGGAGGUGUGCGUAGGUGUGUGUGAGGCAGGUUCCCUAUGCAGCCAGCUGUGCCCACCAAGCACUGAAGGGAGCAUGGGGUUUGCCUGCAGGAAGCGGCAAUGGCACAAGAUCAAUGAUACCUGCCGUACCCUGAAUGCUCACAACAUCUUUGAGGAUAAGUCACAGACAGUCAGCUACUUUGAAGAUACGGGUUACAACAAGUAUGCUGGCGAGUCAGAGACCAUAGCCCUCAGAGUGAUGCAGGAGUGCCCCCGUGAUCUGUCCUGUGUGACCAGGAAAAUCGAGCAGUCGCCCCAACUACCCGGAAACAUCGAGCUCAUCGUGCAGCUCUUACACAACAUAUCCACAGCGCCCAUGACAGAUGUGGAUGAGGGGAAGAUGAAAAGUUACAGCUCCAUGGCUAACCACGUUCUGAACAGCAAUAGCAUCUCAAAUUGGACCUUCAUUCCUGAAAGAAACAGCUGCAGUGUCCUGCUCCACUCAGUCAACUCUUUCGCAAGAAAGCUACACAUACACAAGAAGCCCAUCAACAUACAGCACUCCUUCAUCCACACCAUGGGCUCCAUCAUACCUGCUGACAGUGAGGGGAAGAAUUUCACUUUCUUCAUGAGCGUUAAUGAGACCAGCAGGCCAGUCAUGGGCAGGGUCCUUAUCAGCAGAGAGGAGCUGCAGACAGUGCCUUCCAUUUCUCAGAUGGUCUGCAUUGCCUUUCCUACGCUCGGGGCUAUCUUGGAGGCCAGUCUUUUGGAAAAUAUCAUUGUGAAUGGCCUUGUCUUGUCUGUCAUCUUGCCUGAGAAACUUAAAAGAAUCUCAUUGCAUUUUGAAAAGUUCCACAAAUCAGAGGAGAGGAAGACCCACUGUGUAGGCUGGGACCACCUGGAGAACAGAUGGGAUCGCAAGGCCUGUCAGAUGGUUGAAGUGAGCUCCCAGCACGCUGUCUGCCAAUGUUGGCCAAGCAAGCUGUUCACCUCUUUCUCCAUCCUUAUGUCACGCCAUACCCUGGCAAGCCCCAUUCUGACUUAUAUCACCUACACAGGCUUGGGCCUUUCGAUUUGCAGCUUGAUUAUUUGCUUGGUCAUUGAGGGUCUGGCCUGGCGUCAAGUGACGAAGACAGAAAUCUCCUAUUUACGUCACCUGUGCAUUGCCAACGUGGCGGCCACCUUACUGAUGGCAGAUGUGCUCUUCAUCGUGGCUUCCUUUAUUAGUGGUCCUGAGACACACUACCGUGGAUGUGUGGCAGUGACAUUUUUCAUUCACUUCUUUUAUCUUUCUGUGUUUUUCUGGAUGCUUGCCAAGGCACUCCUCAUCCUGCAUGGAGUUCUGAUUGUUUUCCACACUCUGCCGAAGUCAGUCCUGGUGGCUUCUCUCUUUUCAGUGGGCUACGGGUGCCCUUUGGUCAUUGCUGUUAUCACAGUUGGUGUCACUGAACCUGCCAGAGGCUACCUCAGGGCCGAUGCUUGCUGGCUUAACUGGGAGAUGACCAAGGCCCUCCUGGCCUUCGUGGUCCCGGCUCUGGCCAUCGUGGUAGUAAACUUGGUGGUCAUCACAGUGGUCAUCAGCAAGGCCCAGCGAGUUUCCUUUGGCAGCUCCAUAUUUCAGGAAGUGCGAGCCAUCGUAAGAAUCUGCAAGAAUAUUGCUAUCCUCACACCGCUGCUGGGACUGACCUGGGGCUUUGGGAUCGCCACACUCACUGAUGACAGCUCGCUGGCCUUCCACAUCAUUUUCUCUUUGCUCAAUGCUUUCCAGGGCUUCUUCAUCCUGGUGUUUGUGACAAUCCUGGAUCCGAAGAUCCGAGAAGCCUUAAAGGGUCGAGCAAACUCUGCGAAUUGGAUCUCUAGGAUAUCAGAGAGCCUGCCUUUGGAGUUCUCCCUCCACCCUGCCAGAAGGCCAAGCAAAGAGCCCAGCUUGCAGCCACACUCAGAGGUCAGUCAUCGAGAAACGGCAGUGCCUGCGGGAGAAGCACAGUGACUCCUGCCUUCUGCCCCGCUGUGGAGUGGUGGAGGGGAAGAAGCACGGGGGGAUGGAGCCCACUGAACCUGCGCAUCACCUGUAAAAACCUUUAUCACUCUGGGUGUCCCGCAGAGACAGAGUGGGCCUUCCCCAAGAGCAGGACCACAGUCUCCUCAGCGCCUCCGCCUCCAUGCUGCGGGUCUCAUUCAUCCUGAGGAAGAAGCUGGGGCUUAUCUUUGGCCAAGGUGGCCUGGAAUAUCACCUGGCAGAAUUCCCGGGCUGUGGCGGGAGAGGCUCAUAAACAGGCACCAAAAGUCAAGAGUCGGUGGGGGAGGGGACUAAGUAGGUCACCGCUGCCUCUGCUUAUGACAGAAGCCAACUGCCAGCAUCUUCCACUCUGUGAAAGUUAAGCUGAUGGUCAUCCUGGCUUGGGCUCAGAUGCCAAGGUCUUAGCCAUGAGCCGUAUGCAAACCAUAGAGGCUUAGAAUCUGAAAAGUUGCCUAGUUUAAGGAGAGGAAAACCCCAAGAUGUGAUUCACAGACAAUCGGUGGCUGAGGGGAGGAGAAAACAGCUUCUGCUCCCCCAGAUCCUGACACUGUCAGACCAUAUGGCCUUAGGAAGUAUUUUACCCACACUUCCUGAAACCAACAAUAUGUGUGCUUGAUGCCUAGGAUGGGGAAGGGGAAAUAUUGUGUUUCAGGUACAAAGCUGCUCAUUUUCCUAGCUGUGCAUAGGAACAGUCUGGCAUUCAAAGCAGGUCUCAUCUGAUAGAGAACCAUGCCGUGGUCUGAAGCCACGUACAGAGCCAUACACGGGUGGCUGCCACUGCAGGAAGCUGGGAGAUAAAUUCACGGAGUAGGGGUGAACCCUACUGGUCCUACUGAGAGGCCAUACCCGCUAGGGGAAACUGAGGUCCUUCUGUGCGUGGGCAGGGUCUCUCUGCCUCUCUUUGUGAUUUUUUUCUACACAGAAUCUUUUUGUAAGUAGGCAAGUUUGAAAAGACAAUGGUACAAAAAAAAUGGCAAUCAGAAGGUAGGGAGAUACCCUGCCCUGGACAGAGUUUUUGUUGCAGUGGUCACCCAUAUUGGGACAACAACAAUGUUGUCUCUAGACAGAGCCCAAGAGUUGGCUCACUGUACCAUUCAUCAGUGCAUCCACAGGGUCUCCCUUGUGAGCGCAGCCCUGGCAGUUCCCAGGGAACUUAUUUCUGCACAGAGAAAGGGCACACAUGCAAAGCCAGCACUCUGCAGUGAGUGUGGGGUCUCAGGAAACAAGGGGGCCCUGCAUGUGGAUAAGUCUUAGAAAGGCGUCCACUUAUCCCAGUGUAGGAUGAGCAUUGAGGAGAUGGAGGACUUAUCUGGAAAGCCCUAAGCUUUGGUCUACCCACUCCCUCAAGUAGGAUGGGGGACACCUUAGCGAGGCUCCUGGCUAUCUGGCUGUCCUUGGGAGAGUCAUUCAAAUGUGACUUUCUUUGAGCAUAACAGAGCCUACCUCAUAGAAUGACGGUAAACAUUAAAUGAAUGAAUGUGGGUAAAGUGUUUAGAACAGUACUUGGCCAGUAAUAAUUGCUCAUUAAAAUUUAGUUUUUUUAAAAAAAAAUUAGUGUACCUGUAACAUCCCCCUCCAACACAGACACAUGCAAACACACUCAUGGCCUUUUGCAUAGAUUUGGACAUAGAUACCCUCACAAGAAUGAGUUAGCUGACUUCUAAAUAAAAUAAUUAGACAUUUGAUUUGGUGUGUUCAACGUUAGAGUUACCAGCCAGUGAAUCUGCAGUGUCCCACUGAACGAGCAUUUCAUCCAAGACACCUUGGUUGCACAAGGCUCCCUUCCCAGGAAGGCAAGGUGAACACCCAAGGUGCUGCUCAUUGUACUGUCCAGCCUGCCUGCACCUCCUGCAUUCUCUGAGAAGCCUUCUCUGGUUGCUGCAGCCAGAAACGCCCAUUCUCCCCACUCAGUUGUCUUAUUAUUUAUAAUCUGUGCCCCUCAUAGUAUGUUAAUAUUUAUUUGUUGUGUUACUGUUUCCUUUGGUCUUUUUGUGUGCCUGUAUUUUCUCUCUUGGAUAAGACAGUAAAUCUUGAGCACCAAGGCUGUGCCUUCUCUUCUUUGCUGUGUUCCUUGUAUUUCUUUGUGUGUUUAUACUUUAAGGCGCCUUGUAUGCAGAAUGCGUUCACUGAAUGUGUUCAAUAAAGUCCUUCAGUUGCAGAACCA
Molecule: messenger RNA, 4506 nt
Organism: Chinchilla lanigera (long-tailed chinchilla)
Lineage: Eukaryota; Metazoa; Chordata; Mammalia; Rodentia; Chinchillidae
Gene: Adgrf2
Product: adhesion G protein-coupled receptor F2
Exons: 9
Coding region: 219-2312 (697 amino acids)
Biological process (GO): cell surface receptor signaling pathway; G protein-coupled receptor signaling pathway
Cellular component (GO): membrane
Molecular function (GO): G protein-coupled receptor activity
Source: RefSeq, a predicted model, not a curated record